AUGAGCCUCUUCCAGCCGUUGCCACGUGGCGGCGCGCAGCUCCUCCACGUCAGCAGCGCGCGCCUCGUCCUCGAGGAAGUGGCGCUGGCAGUCGUCGUAGAGCUGCUGGUCCAUCUCCAGAAACAUCUUGCGCACGUUGAUGGUCAGCCCGUUCACCGCCUGCCAUGCACCAUGAUGACGGAUGGGGGUGGGCACGUGGAGACAGUAGGGGAUGGGGAGUGGUUUCACCUCCCUCAUCUCUAUCUCUCCUCCUGGUCCUCUCUCCUCUCUCCUUUCCAACCUCUCUCUUGCAUUUUCGUCUUUCCUUCCUCCUCUCUGUCCUCUCCACUCUCUCUUCUCUCUCCCUCACUCCUUUCCUUCCUCCCCCUCCUCUCUUCUCUCUCUUCUUUCCCCAAUCCUCUCCUCUCUCUUGUCCCUCCCUCCUCUGUCCUCUCUCCCCUCUUUUCUCUCCACUCUCUCUCCCGCUUCUGCUCGUUGUUUUACUCACUUCUCUUUUCCCUCUCCCCUCUCCUCUCUCCUCUCCCUCCCCUCUCUCCCCUCUCUCCCUUCGCUCUUUCCUUCCUACCUCGCCUCGCUCCUUUCUCACCUGACAUAUUUCUCGUUUCCCUCUUCUCACCCCUCUCUCCUCUGUCUCGCUUCUCUUCCCGCUGUCUCCUCAUUAACAUUGAAACUCUCCACCGUUUCUUGAUUCAUCCCACCUCCUCAUUUCUGCUAUCACCUCCCUCACCCCCCACCCCCCCUGCUCCCUUUCCCCCUCCCUCCGUUCCAAUCUCCCUCCCUUCCUUCUCCCCUCCUUUUCUCCCUCUCCCCCCUCCGUCCCUUUCUCACUCCCCUAUUCUCCCAGUUCCUCCCUUCCUCUGCCCCUCCCUUCUCCUCUCACUCCUUUCACUUCUCUCCGUCUUUCCUACUCUCCCCCUCUUCCUCCUUUCCCCCUUCCCUCUUUCCGUCCCUCCUCUCCUAGCCAAAAUCUCGCUCUCUCUCUCCUCUCCCGCGUCCUCUCCCUGUCCCCCACGCCCCUCUCCCUCUCUGUCCGCGUUCUCUACUGUUCGCCUCUCUCCUGCAUCGUUCCGUCUUCAGCACCCUUCCUGCCCUACCCCUCCACGUCCUCGUGGCCCCGCCACCGUGUCCACCCUUUUCCUCCAUCCCGCCACCGUGUCCACCCUCUUCCUCCAUCCCUCCACCGUGUCCACCCUCUUCCUCCAUCCCUCCACCGUGUCCACCCUCUUCCUCCAUCCCGCCACCGUGUCCACCCUCUUCCUCCAUCGCUCCCUUACUCGCCCCUCCCUCCUCCACCUCCCCUUGUGCCCUUCAUAG
Messenger RNA from Closterium sp. Naga37s-1, 1314 nucleotides. The record is from the annotation of a GenBank genome assembly. NCBI's taxonomy places the organism in Eukaryota, Viridiplantae, Streptophyta, Zygnematophyceae, Desmidiales, Closteriaceae.